UAACAUAAUAUUGAGCAAAAAAAAUAUUGAAAAUAUAUAGGGGGAGAGGUACAUAGGCAAGAAGAGUCAUCUCUCAAGAAUAAGGCGUGCUUUGCGCUUGAGAGAGCACUAAAGUGAGAGAAAGUAAAACAUUCGAGAGAGAGAGGGAAAGAAAACCAGGGAAGAGAAAGAAGGGAAGUUGAGUUUGGUGGGGGUUGUUAAUGGCGAUUUGGACGAAGUGAAAACAGAAGUGGGUGUUUUGAGAAAAUCUGGCAUUUGGCUUUGUUUGAUAACAGCUCAGAAGGGAUCGUUAUUUUUCUUGGCUUUUCACGGUGUUUGGCCUUGCUGGGUCUUUGAAUAUCUCGUCCUUUAGCUUUGUGGGCUGUUAAAAAGACAAAACAUUAGCAGGAUUCAGCAAGGAAUACCCUCUAUUUUUAGCGCUCGAGGUGGUUUUCUGUUUUUUGGUGUUGAAAUUCAACCAAGGAAAGGAAGAAAAGCUUUAUAGAAAUGGAGUGGAGUGCUUGUUUGGAUGAGUAUGAAAAGCUUGUUAUAAGGAUGACCACUCCCAGGGUUGUCAUCGACAAUGCCGUUUGCCCCACUGCAACUAUAGUCAAGGUUGACAGUGCCAGGAAACAUGGAAUUUUGCUCGAGGCUGUUCAGGUUCUCACGGAUCUGAACCUUUCAAUUAAAAAAGCUUACAUUUCUUCCGAUGGACGAUGGUUCAUGGAUGUUUUUCAUGUGACUGAUGUAAACGGAAAUAAAUUGACAGACGAGAGCGUUAUUAACUACAUUGAACAGUCACUUGGUACCAUUCACUAUGGCAGGACCCUUGAUUUUAACGGUUUAACAGCAUUAGAACUAACUGGCACGGACAGGGUUGGCCUUCUCUCGGAGGUCUUUGCUGUGCUAGCUGACCUGCAAUGUGAUGUGGUAGAGGCUAAAGUUUGGACUCACAAUGGCCGAAUUGCUUCAUUCAUUCAUGUAAAGGACUGCAAUUCAGGGUCCCCUAUUGAGGAUUCACAACAAAUUGAUAGAAUUGAGUCUCGCUUAAGGAGUGUGCUUAAGGGGGAUAAUGACAUUAGGAGUGCGAAAACAUCAGUUUCUAUGGCUGUCGCACAUACAGAAAGAAGAUUGCAUCAAAUGAUGUUUGCUGAUAGGGAUUAUGAACGGAAGCCUAUUUUGCGGCUUAGUGCUGAUUCUCCUGUGGUUACGGUUCAAAAUUGGAUCGAGAGAGGUUAUUCAGUUGUUAAUGUUCAAUGCAAGGAUCGAAUGAAACUUUUGUUUGAUGUUGUUAGCAACUUGACAGACAUGGAAUAUGUUGUAUUUCAUGGCACAAUCAACACAGCUGGGGAUAGGGCAUAUCUGGAAUUCUACAUUAAACACACUGAUGGAACCCCGAUUAGCUCAGAACCUGAAAGGCAGAGGGUUAUCCAGUGCUUACAAGCUGCAGUUGAGAGAAGAGCAUCUGAGGGUGUAACGCUAGAAUUAUGCACCCCAGAUAGACAGGGUCUUUUAGCAGAUGUGACAAGAACAUUUAGAGAGAAUGGUCUCAAUGUGACAAGGGCCGAAAUUUCCACCUCUAGAGAGAUGGCUGCAAAUGUAUUCUACGUAACAGAUGCAAUUGGUAUCCCAGCAGAUCCUAAGAUAAUUGACUCAGUUCGGCAAAAAAUUGGAUUGAGUAAAUUGAAAGUGAAGGAACUGCCACCACUUGUAUACCAUCAAGAGGCCGAAAGGGAAGAGCAAGGGGUAGGAGUUGCUGGGACAGUGUUGUUAUCACUUGGGAGCUUAGUGAGAAGGAAUCUGUACAAUUUGGGAUUGAUCAGAUCAUAUUCUUAAUGUGAAACAUAAAAGGCAAAUUGGGUUGAGAAAGAGACAUGUCGGCAUCUCUUCUGAGGUGAGCAAUAUUCUUUGCUUCAGGUUUGGGCUUGGCUUGUGUACAUAAGGCAAAAGGUCGAAUUUGGUGAUAGUAGCAUUAGUAGUAGUUGGUUAUAGUUGAUUUGGUUGGUUGAAUGGAUAAAGAGACAGAUUGAGGGGUUGUUCCACCACAUCAUAUAUUUUAAAGAAAGACAUGAUUGGUUUGAAGGAAAGAUCUGAAUUUGGAGAAUUGAAAUAUAGAAAGUAGGAGGUGUUGGUGGAGGGUUGUGAUAAAUAUUAGCUUUGUUGUUGGGAGAAAGAAGAAAAUUAGGUAAAUUUGAAAAGAAUGACUUCAUAUACAGCACACUGUUGUACAUAACGACCUCUUAAUGUAUUAGCUUUAAUGGUAGACUUGAUUAUUCUUUUA
Molecule: messenger RNA, 2260 nt
Organism: Hevea brasiliensis (rubber tree)
Lineage: Eukaryota; Viridiplantae; Streptophyta; Magnoliopsida; Malpighiales; Euphorbiaceae
Product: ACT domain-containing protein ACR8
Exons: 7
Coding region: 487-1815 (442 amino acids)
Source: RefSeq, a predicted model, not a curated record